ACUGACAGACAGCGUGGCCGGGCCUCGUACACACACACACACACACACACACACACACACACACACACACACACACACACACACACACACACACACAGUGUGGAAAACUGUCUUGUGAAAGACAAACUGCAAGGAUUCUAACAUGAAGGUGAUGGAUAAGUUUUCAAAGUCGGUUUGAAACGCAGCUUUCUUUAAAUAUGAAGCUUCUUGAAAACAUUCCAUUGCUGCAGAUCUUCCUGCUGUUGCAUCUCAGCCUGAUCAGCGGUGUACAGAGAGCUCCGAAAAUCACAACCUUACUUGAGACAGUUGAUGCCUUACUGGAUCAUAAUGCUACUUUUAUAUGUGAGGUCGACUCGCACCCUCUAGCAGAUAUAACAUGGAUGCGUAAUAAAUACCCUAUACGGCACUAUGACUCUCGAUACAUUAUUAGAGAAAAUGGCCAAAUGUUGAUCAUUCCCAAUGUGAAGGACACAGACAGUGGAGAAUAUUGUUGCACUGCUGAUAAUGGGAUUGGAGAACCAGCAAAAAGCUGUGGAGCUUUGCAGCUAAAGAUGAAGCCCCAGAUUAAGAGACAUCCAACAAACGUGACGCAGCUAUUGGAGUCCAAGGCAGUGUUGCCAUGUGUAACAUUAGGAUAUCCCAAACCAGAAAUUUCCUGGCUUAAAGGUGAUGAUUUGAUUAAGGCUGAUAGCCGAAUAUCAAUUUUGGAAUUCGGCUCCUUAAAAAUUCACAAUAUCAGGAAAGAGGAUGCAGGACAAUACCGAUGUGUGGCUAGGAACAGCUUUGGGAUUGCCUAUUCAAAACUAGCCACCAUUGAAGUACAAGCUCCUGCUAAAAUACUUAAAGUUCCCAAAGAGAGGAAAGUGCAGAUUGGAACUGAAGUGGCCUUGGAGUGCAAUGCCACUGGAAACCCUGUUCCUUCUAUCACUUGGCUGGAAAAUGGGAAUACAAUCAUGGGGGCAGCGGUAGAGGAGACGCUGAUUGGGGAGGUGAUUGUCUCCAUCCUGCGUGUGGUGGUAAAUAAACCGGCUCUUUACACAUGCCAGGCCACCAAUCAACACAGCGGGGGAGCUAAUACUGUCAAAUCUACAGCCAGGAUCACUGUCUCAGAAUGGAGGCUGUACAAAGGCAGUGCAGGUUACUGCAGUAUGUACCGGGGUGAAGUGUGCCAUGGGCUGUUGCGACGUUCAGCACUUGUCUUCUUUAACUCUUCUCUGCCGGACCCAGAGCAGGCGCAGGAAUUCCUGGCGCAUGGAGGCUGGGCCGAGCUGGAGGGAACAAGCCCACUGUGCCAGCCUGCAGCUCGCUCACUGCUCUGCCAUGCUGCCUUCCAGGACUGCAGCCCAUCAGACCUCGGUCCUGCACCCAAACCUGUCUGCAGGGAGCACUGUCUGGCUGUGAAGGAUCUCUACUGUUAUAAGGAAUGGCAUUUGAUGGAGCAGAGGAAUCACAGAGGAGUCAUUUCUCCAAGCCUGAGCCUCACUUUGCCAGACUGUGAAACUCUGCCCAGCCAGCAGGCAGAUCCAGCGUCAUGCACUGCCGUAGCAUUUGUAGAGAUGAAGAGAGACCAAAUCACAACAACGUGCUACAAUGAUAGAGGAAGGUUUUAUCAAGGCAAUCACAAUGUCACAGCAUCUGGUAUUCCUUGCCAGCGAUGGGACCAGCAGGAUCCUCAUCCUCACAGGCUGUCUGUGAACAUUAUCCCAGAGCUGAAGAAUGCUGAAAACUACUGCCGCAAUCCUGGGGGGGAGAGCGACCGGCCAUGGUGCUACUCCACCAACCCCAGUAUACGCUGGGAGUACUGCUUGGUGCCCAGAUGUGUAGAAGUAGUUACCAGUGUGAGAGCACUGCCUCCUCCAAAACUGGCCCCUUCAAACCCUAUGCCUGCUGUGUCCACCGGCUACUACAUGAGUGUUAUUAUAUUCAUCAUGGCUGGAUUUGCAAGUGUGGCCUUCUUCACACUCAUUCUGCUCAUGUGUCUCAAGAGAAGGAAAAGGUGGAAACGUCGAAAAAGGGCCAUGGAAGUGCCGACUCUCACCGCUCUUCCCUCUGAGCUGCUGCUGGACAGACUUCACCCGAACCCCAUGUACCAGCGCCUUCCUCUGCUGCUCAACUCCAAGCUUCUGACGCUCGAGUACCCACGUAACAACAUCGAAUACGUGCGCGACAUCGGAGAAGGGGCCUUCGGACGGGUGUUUCAGGCAAGGGCUCCUGGGUUGUUACCACAUGAAGCCUUCACCAUGGUGGCUGUAAAGAUGCUAAAGGAGGAGGCCUCAGUUGACAUGCAGAACGACUUCCAGAGAGAGGCAGCUCUCAUGGCAGAGUUUGAUCAUCCCAACAUUGUCCGGCUACUGGGUGUGUGUGCUGUCGGGAAGCCCAUGUGUCUGAUGUUUGAGUACAUGGCACAUGGUGAUCUAAAUGAGUACCUGCGGCGACAUUCUCCAGUCCAGCAGCGCACUCUGAGCCAGGGAAGUCUGACGUGGCCCAGUUCCCAGUCCUCUGAGUCUGAUCUGUGUCCACUCAGCUGCUUGGAUCAGCUUUCAGUAUCCAAGCAGGUUGCAGCAGGUAUGGCUUACCUGUCUGAGCGCAAAUUUGUGCACCGGGACUUAGCCACACGGAACUGCCUUGUAGGAGAGAACCUGGUGGUGAAGAUCGCAGAUUUUGGUCUGUCCCGGAACAUCUACGCAGCCGACUACUACAAGGCAAAUGAGAAUGACGCCAUUCCUAUCCGCUGGAUGCCACCUGAGUCUAUCUUCUAUAACCGCUACACCACUGAGUCAGAUGUCUGGGCCUAUGGAGUGGUGCUCUGGGAGAUCUUUUCGCAUGGCAUGCAGCCCUACUAUGGCAUGGCUCAUGAGGAGGUGAUAUACUAUGUCAGGGAUGGCCACGUGCUUUUAUGCCCAGAACAGUGUCCACUGGAGCUCUAUAACUUAAUGCGUUUGUGCUGGAGUACGCACCCGAGUGACCGACCCAGCUUUGCUAGCAUUCACCGCAUCUUGGAGAGGAUGCAUAACCAGAUGCUUCACUCUAGCAUGAACUGAGGCAAUCUGUGGAUCUACAGCACAGAAAGUUCAGAAGCAAUCAUAAUCAUUGAGGAACAAGGUAUCUUUGGACUUUAUCCCAUCUGAGUUUGACUGUUUUGUGUACUGAUGAGACGUAAACUCUGCUCAACAGAAUAGUGCACAAACAGACCAGAUGGGAUAAAUCAGAAGUUAUAUACUAAAGAGGUAGUAGGGUCCAAAUGCCUGAGUCCACUACCAAUAACUGUUAUGAAAUACUAAUACAAUUUUAUCAAAUAUUUCUCAGUUACUGGUAAUUCUACAUGGUGACACAGUAGUAGGUAGAUGUUGCCACCUCACAGGUUUAGGAUCCCCUAAAUGGUCCUGAGAGGUGUGCAGUUUCACAUCCCUUCACAUUCUCUGGUUUCCUCCCACCUCUAAAGAGCCAUUUGGUUUACUGGCUAAGCUAAACUGCCCAAAGGUAUGAAUGCUUGUGUGAAUGUGUGUGUUCAUGAUGCUCUACAAUGGACAGGUUGUAUAUUUUUGCCUCCAAGGGUGCCAUAUCAUGGCUGACCCUCUGCUGUGACACUAAGAAGCUGGCAUGUGCGAAGAGAAGAAUUUUGCUGUACUGUAAUGUACAGUUUAAGGCUUUCUGGUCAAAUCUUGCAAGUUAAACCUUUUUCGGAGCUUAAAUCAAGUGUUUAAAUGUGGCUAUAAUCUGUGAACAAAUUUCGUUUGAGCUCUCGAUCCAACUCCUCUCUUGGUUUACGUUUAUGUUGUCCUUAAUAUUAUUAUUUAUUUUUUUAAGGUAUGAUUUUUCAACAAAACAAAAAAAGGCAUUUUUGCUUCAACAAGAUUGACAUCUUUAUCUUUUGCUGUAUGAGAAACCUUAUCUUCAAGUUUUAUUUAUUACAUAUUUACAGCUACAAUACAAUGCAAAAGUCUUAAGCAAAGAAAUGCUAUGGAGCAAAGAUGCUUUAAAAAUGAAAUUAAAUGCUCCUACAUAAAUCAAACAAAUGGAUUUACUAUGACAAUCCUUUGCUUUAAAAAAAAAAAAAAUUGUAGUCUCAGCUACACUUUGUGCAGUUUUAUAAGGAAAUUGGCUGGUACGUUUUAUUGAGUAUCCUGGAGAAUCUGCCAUGGUUCUUUUGCAUCCAGAACCAAGCAGCCUUCAUUAAAUUUUUUCAUCUGGAAAGUGGUAUUUUAGGUUUUAAAAAAAAAUAAUUCUGUAACAUUGAAUUUAAUUUGUUUGGAAAAGUAAUUCUUGGAAACAUAAAAAGUUUUUGUACUGACACAAUGCCCAAGUCACAAAAUAAAUAUCUAUAACAACUUUGUUCUAAAAAAAUAGGGGUGCCUUAGACUUUUGCACAUUACCAUACAUGUAUUAACCUGUCAAUUUAAAACAAAAUGUUUUUGUUAAAUAAUGAUAUAAAACAGUCCACUUGGUAGUAGACUCAGAUUUUCGGACUCCACUAUAAGUCAUUGUGAUACCACUGGAAUUUGCACUGGAAGUGGUGCAAUACCAUCUGGACAUCGUAUCUGUCAACCAGUCAAGCAACUAGUCAUAGCUCAAACAUGUGUCUGAGGAGUGUGGGAUAUUUUCACUGAAAGAUGCCUCUGUAAAAUGAACUCUAAGCUAACCUUUUACAUUUUUGAUAUUGUUCUUGUUGUUUGUCUGCAUUCUGACAUUACUGAGUUACGACGUACAGUAUUUAUUGAUUAUAUUUGAAAUCUGAAUAAAGUAAAGUUAUGAAAGUUUAAGCGGAGCACACAGAAUGUUUGAUGAUGUGAUGUUACGAUUGUGCUUGAAUAGAGUAGCAUAUUCCAAAAUGGCACAUUAUCACUUUACUAAUGUUUGUGUUUGAUCCAUUUUUCCAACUAACAGACUACACACACUGAUUUGCCAUUUUUGCUAGGUACCCAAAUCCAGUAACUUGUUGCACCUCCAUUGCUUUUCUAGAACAUCGUGGAUUCACUUGAAUAUUGGAUGCUUUGUGUAGAAAUUGAUACCAUGUGGAAAGGGUUGCAUUCAAUGCAAACUGGGUGGCUGUCUAGUCAGACCGGUUGCACAGGCUUUCCAUUUCAUCCCAAAGAGUCUCAACUGUGCAGGCCAUUAGCGCAAUAAUAAUAAAUGGUCAUGUUCCUGGAACCAUUCAGUGAUAAUAUGUGCCUUAUGUCUUGUUGCACUAUCAUCCUGGAAAUGUCCAUCCAAGUGUUCAGUGAACUAGAUCAGCAUUGAUAUUUAGCUCUGCUGUGCAUUUCAGACGUUGUUCAACGAGUAUAAAAGGCCAGGAAAACAUUCCCCACACCAUCAUGCUGCCACUACUUGCCAGUUCUGUUAUUACAAUGUCAGAUGGCUUCAGUGACUUAGCACUUCAUCAGGAGUGAUCAUCAUCCAAAAAAAACUUGGAUUUAUCCAACCAGGCAAAUUUUUCCCUACACUCCUCAAUGUUUGAUGCUUCUGUUCUCAUUGUAGUCAUACACCAUUGUUCUGCCCUGACAGCACUGACACUCAACCUGUUUGUUUGGCUGUUGUAGUCCAUUUGAGACCAGAGAGUUUAGUAAGUCUUGCCUUCUAAGAUGGCAUUCUGUACAGCAGUGUUGAAUGGGAUUGGAUGGGAUUUGCCUGAUUGUGGCUUUAUUUGAACAAUUCCCACCAUUCUCCUCUAACCACUCUGAUCCAAAAGUGGUUUUCAUCUACAGUUUGUUCAUUUCUCACCCUAUUGUUCAUGAAAAGUUGAGAGCCAACUAUUGUGCCGAUCACAUUAUUUAUGCCACGCUCCACAGUCACAUGAUGUAUGUAUGACUUGGAAUUGUAUGGAAUGUACCAAUUGUGUGAAGGGGUGACAUGGAUCACCUAGCAACACUGUUACAAAUACUAUUAUUUAACUUUGAAUAAUAUGUUAAUCUCUUUACAUGUCAACGCUGUAUAAACCCAACAUUUUGGUAUAAAAGGGAAGCUGAAUUAAAAUCAGUGAAAUGCAA
Molecule: messenger RNA, 5984 nt
Organism: Ictalurus punctatus (channel catfish)
Lineage: Eukaryota; Metazoa; Chordata; Actinopteri; Siluriformes; Ictaluridae
Gene: musk
Product: muscle, skeletal, receptor tyrosine kinase
Exons: 17
Coding region: 198-3041 (947 amino acids)
Biological process (GO): positive regulation of kinase activity; protein phosphorylation; cell surface receptor protein tyrosine kinase signaling pathway
Cellular component (GO): signaling receptor complex
Molecular function (GO): transmembrane receptor protein tyrosine kinase activity; ATP binding; protein binding
Source: RefSeq, a predicted model, not a curated record